AAUGAGGUGAUAGAUAUUUUUGUGGGGGCUUGGAAGAUUGUGCAGAAAGCCAUGACUCCGAGAAUCUAGACGACCUGUGAAGUAAGAACAAAGAAAAGUAAAGUUUUGACCAAAUUAUUUUAUAUUAUUGAUGUGUAUACGGCAGGUAAAUCCGACAACAUCGUGAAUGGUAGAGGUCACCUAAUUUAACGGCGAAAUGGCAAAGUUACGAAGGCGAGAGUUUCACACAAAAAAUCUGGAUACUUUUUGAGAAAGAUGCAGUUUGAUGAGUCACAGGUUUUCUGUCUUCAAUAAAAUUUGGUUAAAAUAUUCUCUUCUUUCUUAAAUGUUCAGUAAUUACGCUUGAAUUGAGAGUAGAAAUUGUUCUUAUCAAUAACAAUAUUACGAAAAAUCUGCAAUGUACUAGUCAAUUACUGUUAAAAAAUUGAUGGGGUCACCAAAUUUCCGCAUUUAUCUAUUCCUCUGAAAUCUAUAAAACUGCCCAAUUGUCAAAAACUCCUAAAAACUCUCAAACACCCCUGACAAAUUUGCGGUCAUAGCCUAAUUUUCAGGCGCAAGGAGCUUCAUAAUCCAAAGUUUUCGGUCUAAAGCUGAGCAGAGGCAUUGGAUGGUCCUACUGAGCAGUUAGGAGAUUUUGCAUUACUUACUGAGGGGCAUUAAGUGAUUGAUGCUUUUAAAGUGGAUUGAACUGCAGUCCUUUCUAGUUAACAUCAAAUCUAUGGAAAGGUCAUUUUUGCGCCAUUUCAGCUGAAAUCCUCUACAAAUGAGUCAGAGUUCUUGGUCAUACAUUGUCUCUGUUGGCAUUUCUUCGCUACUCUGCACAUCCGUUCAGUGAUCAGCUUAACCUAAUUUGUUGAGGGUUUUGCAUAAUCAGUAGUAUUUGCUGAAAGAUUUUGCUCUGCUUUUAUGGGUACUCAGAUGAAUUAGGGGAGAGUUGAUGAGUAAGGAUGAAAGUAGAGAAAGGGGUGGAGAAGAAGGGGCGAACGCUUGUAGUGGGAGUGAAGUUGGCUACAGCUAGCAGGGAGGUGCUUACAUGGACACUGAUGAAGGUUGCCCGUCCUGGAGAUCAUGUGAUUGCCGUUCAUGCUGUUACUUCUUCACCCAACGAUUUAGUUGUAUCCAGGGGUUCACAGAAGGGCUACCAACAAUUUGCUAGCAACUUUGAUGCAAUAAUUGGAGUUUACGAGACUGUAUGCAACUUGAAAGAAGUGGGUCUCAAAGUCAAAAUCUCUCAUGGCCCUGUAAGGAAGGUGUUACUUGAAGAAACAAAGUAUUAUAAUGCCUCGAAGCUGAUUUUAGGCACAAGCAAGCACAAUGCUCUAGUGUCACCUAUUUCAUUGGCUAAGUACUGUGCCCAACGAUUACCAUCUACUUCCUCUGUAGUGGUUAUUGAUCAUGGAAAGGUUGCCUUCGAGAAGGAUGGAACACUGCCAAUAUCAGGAAUCGUGUCAGUUUGCAAGUCUUUGUGCGUUAAUGAAAAUCCUCCAGAUACAACAACUUCUUCUCCUCAAGAUUCUGAUUCUGACGCACAAGAUCGCCAAGAAGAGCAACAUACUGAAUCCCAAACUGACGGUUCAGAGAAUCUACUUUCUUCAACUGAAUCAUUUCAGAUGGUUGAAUCUCACGUCUCUGAAAGGGUUGUUGAAUCGGAUGUUUCGAACAAAAUCUCCGUGGGAGGAGAAGAGACAAGAAGUUCCCAUGAAUUGCCUGAAAAAUUAAAACUAUCAAGGUCAACUACAGAACCUGUUUCUCGGGAGAAACCUUCUUUUAGAUCUUCUUUCCUGCGCAUAGAAUCGUCUCCUGGAUGGCCACUGAGAAGGGUUGUUUCAAUGGAUAAGAUACUUACUCCUCGUAGCAAUGCUCGAGAAAUGUCUGUGGUUGAAUGGGCACUGAAUCUUCCUGGCAAGCGCAAACAGGCUAUAACAGAAGGGACCAUUAAUGAAUGUGGUGAAUUUGAGAGUCCAGAUCAGUUAAGUUCAAAAGAAAUCCACAAGGAUAAGAUUGAGCCUGGGAUGGAAAACCUCUCAUUGACAGAAAAGUUAAAGCUCAUUUGCAAAAUUAAGAGUUGCAAGGAGUUCGCAUAUAAGGUCUUGCAGUCUGCAACCUCCAACUUUUCUUCAGGGAAUCUUAUUGGAAAAGGAGGGUGUAGCAGAGUAUACAAAGGCGUUCUUCCUGAUGGGAAACCAGUGGCAGUAAAAUUUUUGAACAUUAUUCCAGAAGCAGAGCAAGAACUAUUCCUGGAAGUUGAGAUUAUGCUGGUCUUACAGCACAAAAACAUUGUUUCACUUAUUGGUUACUGUAUGUAUGGUCAAGAACGACUUCUUGUCUAUAACUUAAUGCCAAGAGGGAAUCUUGAGGAAAAUCUUCAUGUAAGAAAGGACAACGUUGUGAUUGCAUGGAAAGAAAGACUGAAAGUAGCUAUUGGAGUUGCAAAAGCAUUGGAUUACUUGCAUGAUGGAUGUCCUCGCUCCAUCAUCCAUAGGGACGUGAAAUCUUCCAAUAUUCUACUUUCAGAAAACUUUGAACCCCAGUUGUCAGACUUUGGACUGGCCAAAUGGGCGCCUACAUCUUCCUCAUGCACAAUUUGCAACGAUGUUAGUGGGACUUUUGGGUAUCUGGCUCCAGAGUAUUUCAUGUAUGGCAGAGUUAAUGCAAAGACAGAUAUAUACUCAUUUGGGGUGGUUCUUCUUGAGCUAAUAACUGGAAAAAGGCCAAUUCACACGAGAGAUCCUAAUCACAACGAGAGCCUGGUGAAGUGGGCAAGACCAUUACUAGAAGAAGGAUCGAUUGGAGAUUUGGUGGAUCCAAUUUUGGAAAAUGAUUAUGAUGAACGUGAAAUGCAAAGAAUGGUGCUUGCUGCUGCUCUUUGUAUAAGGAAGGCUCCUCGGUUUCGGCCAAGGAUGUCCCAGAUUUUGAAAUUGUUGGAAGGGGAGGGAAAUGACCCGGUAAAGUGGGCAAGGCACCAACUGAAAAUGUCUAAAUACAUUGAUAAUGACACAGCAGAUGAUGAGGAUGGAGAAAAUAAUGAGAGCCUUGAUAUUCAAACUCAUUUGAGUCUUGCAAUGCUUGGGGUGGAUGACGAUGUGGAGUCAUUUGACAGCAGUAAUCAAAGUAGUUCAGAUCUUCUGAAAAGAAUCAAGUCCUGGGAAGAGUUUCUGGAUGGACAAUUAAGCCGUUGAUCCAGCUUUUGCAAUGUGUAUAAACCACUUUUUAUUUUGCAUCACUCUAUCUGUUGAACCCUUCUAGACCUUUUUACCAAAGGCGGCAAGAAUUUCGGCCACUGUUUUUCACAGUAGAGCUUGUGUCCACCUUUGCAUCAUUGUUCAAAAGUAGUGUAAAAGACGAAAAUCAGUGUACAAAAAAUAUUUUGAGGCCUUGACAGAGAGAGCUUUAAGCAUUUCGCUUUCAAUAAUUUUGAUGUAAAACCUGUAAAGAUAUUCCCCGUAGUUGAGGUAGGAGAAGUCCUUGUUUGGCUUAUGCCCAUAUGGACAUUGUAGUUUAUAGGAAUGGAUUCGAUUGUUGAAUUCAUGUAUUUGAAACAUCAUGGUUUCUUCUUGGCCUUGCAUGGUUUUGAGAUGACACACAAUGUAAUGGAUUUCAAUUAAUAAAUGACUUGAUAUGUGUCAUCCUUUAAUUGAUGGCAAAAAGCAUUACAUUAUUCA
This is a messenger RNA of Cryptomeria japonica (Japanese cedar), 3662 nucleotides long. RefSeq names its product protein kinase STUNTED. NCBI's taxonomy places the organism in Eukaryota, Viridiplantae, Streptophyta, Pinopsida, Cupressales, Cupressaceae. The coding region runs from base 948 to 3179 and encodes 743 amino acids. The transcript has 10 exons. The record is from RefSeq and is a predicted model, not a curated record. Gene Ontology annotation, molecular function: ATP binding; protein kinase activity. Gene Ontology annotation, biological process: protein phosphorylation.